Molecule: messenger RNA, 1977 nt
Organism: Ceraceosorus guamensis
Lineage: Eukaryota; Fungi; Basidiomycota; Exobasidiomycetes; Ceraceosorales; Ceraceosoraceae
Product: heat shock protein 70
Exons: 6
Coding region: 1-1977 (658 amino acids)
Biological process (GO): cellular response to unfolded protein; endoplasmic reticulum unfolded protein response; protein refolding
Cellular component (GO): endoplasmic reticulum lumen; nucleus; membrane
Molecular function (GO): ATP binding; misfolded protein binding; ATP hydrolysis activity
Source: RefSeq, a predicted model, not a curated record
AUGGCCACCGUCUGCCUCGCAUUUGUCGCUCUUUUGGCUCUCAUCUCGUCUGUGAGCGCCGACGAGAAUGAAGACAAGCGCAAGAAUUACGGGACUGUCAUUGGUAUCGAUUUGGGAACAACAUACUCUUGCGUUGGUGUGCAGCGCGAGGGCCGCGUGGAGAUCAUCACAAACGACCAAGGAAACCGUAUCACUCCCUCUUACGUCGCUUUCGAGGCGAAUGGCGAGCGUCUCAUUGGUGACGCAGCUAAGAACCAGGCUGCUUCCAACCCGGAGAACACCAUCUUCGACGCCAAGCGUCUCAUUGGUCGCAAGUGGGGAGAGUCUGAUGUCAAGAAGGACUUGAAGCACUUCCCUUUCAAGCUCGUUGAAAAGACCGGAAAGCCCGCCAUCUCUGUUCAGGUCAAGGACUCCCAGCGCGUGUUUACGCCAGAGGAAGUGAGCGCCAUGAUUCUCCAGAAGAUGAAGGAGACUGCCGAGGCCUACCUCGGUCAUAAGGUCACCCACGCAGUUGUGACAGUGCCAGCUUACUUCAACGACGCUCAGCGUUCUGCCACCAAGGAUGCCGGUACUAUCGCCGGUCUCACAGUUUUGCGUAUUGUCAACGAGCCCACAGCCGCAGCCAUUGCGUACGGCCUGGACAAGAAGGGCGACUCUCAGAUUAUCGUCUACGAUCUUGGAGGUGGUACAUUCGAUGUCAGCUUGCUGUCUAUCGAAGACGGAGUCUUCGAGGUACUGGCCACCGCAGGUGACACCCACCUGGGAGGUGAAGACUUCGACAACCGAGUCAUGGAGUACAUGCUCAAGCAAUUCAAGAAGAAGGAGAAUGUCGAUGCCGCCGGAAACAAGCGCAGCGUCGGCAAGUUGAAGCGCGAGGUGGAGCGCGCCAAGCGAACUCUUUCCAGCCAAAUGUCCACCAAGAUCGAAAUUGAGAGCUUCUUCGAGGGCAAGGAUCUCAGCGAGACCCUGACCCGCGCCAAAUUCGAGGAGCUCAACGCAGACCUGUUCCGCAAGACGAUGAAGCCUGUCGAGCAAGUGCUCAAGGACGCCGGCGUUAAGAAGGAAGACAUCGAUGACGUUGUGCUUGUCGGCGGUUCUACUCGUAUCCCCAAGGUCCAGUCCCUCCUAAAGGACUUCUUUAACGGCAAAGAACCUUCAAAGGGAAUCAACCCUGAUGAGGCUGUUGCAUGGGGUGCCGCAGUCCAGGGUGGUGUCCUCGGUGGCCAGGAAGGUCUUGGCGAAGUCCUCCUCAUCGAUGUCAACCCUCUUACACUCGGCAUCGAGACUACUGGAGGCGUCAUGACCAAGCUGAUCCCCCGUAACACCGUCGUGCCUACCAAGAAGUCUCAGAUCUUCUCCACAGCCGCGGACAACCAGAACGUUGUGCUCAUCCAAGUGUACGAAGGCGAGCGUUCUAUGACCAAGGACAACAACCUGCUCGGCAAAUUCGAGCUCACUGGUAUCCCACCAGCACCGCGAGGAGUUCCUCAGAUUGAGGUCACUUUCGAAGUGGACGCGAACGGUAUCAUGAAGGUCAGCGCCUCGGACAAGGGCACUGGUAAGGCCGAGUCUAUCACGAUCACCAAUGACAAGGGUCGCUUGUCUCCCGAGGACAUUGAACGCAUGGUCAAGGAAGCUGAGCAGUUCGCAGAAGAGGACGAGGCUUCGCGCAAGAGAAUUGAAGCUCUUAACCAACUGCAGGCUCUUAUCGCUUCCACUCGCUCGCAGGUCAGCGAUAAAGAUGGUUUGGGUGCUAAGCUCGACAAGUCCGACAAGGAGUCGAUCAACACUGCGCUCAAGGACACCGAGAAGUGGCUGGAAGAGAACUCCGAGAGUGCCAGCGCUGAGGACGUGGAGGAGCAGCUCUCUGAGCUCCAGGCCACUUUGGCACCCAUCACCUCCAAGGUCUACGCCGAUGCCGCUGGUGGCAAGGCGACUGACCCUGAGGAUGAGCCCAUCACUCACGAUGAGCUCUAG